This is a messenger RNA of Symbiodinium pilosum, 3210 nucleotides long. Lineage: Eukaryota; Dinophyceae; Suessiales; Symbiodiniaceae. The record is from the annotation of a GenBank genome assembly.
GUCGCAGAGAUUGGAGGAUGGCUUGUUCUCCAUGGGUCGCUUUCUGCGCUGGACAGAGCGCUAGAUGCGGACCCGUGCGCCAAUCAUAAGUUCUUGGAGCAAGGGGAACGGCUCGUUCAGCAAAAAAUAGCCAACCCGGGCACGCGCAUCAGUAAGACCAACGACCUUUGUAAGAACGAGAAUGCGCAGGUCGUCGAAGAGAAGCGGCAGGGGCUAAGGGCCCCCAAGAGGAAAUUUAUGACCGUAGAGGCGUACGAAAGGCGGCACGGGCCUGUGGACGCCUCCAAGAUCAAGACCCAUCGUGUGAAUGGGCAAGAGAUCCGAGGCGUCGACGUGAUGGCAGCGGAGGAUGUCGGGGUGUAUGAGUACAUCGACGAAUCCUUGAAUUCGGCCCAGCGCAUCACCGACUUGGGUAAUGAAGAGGGCAUCACGUUGUCGGAUGAGCAGAACACAGUCAUCUUCUCCGCAGCUUCGCAAGCAUUGUCAACAACACCGAAGGAGGGGUCAUGUGUGGUGCUUCCCUCUUCGUCUUCGUCGUCAUCUGAUGGCCGGGGACUAGCCGCGAUGGGAGGAGAUCCUGCAACGGUUGCUGAUGGCGAUAGUGACAGCGACGGCUACCAGCCAUUUGCUUCGCUGUUUGCCCGCCUCAAGCCCAUCAAUGCACAGCCCAAGGCAAAGCAAGCAGCUCAGCCGAAGCCGAAGUCGAAGGCGAGGGCGGCUACCAACAAAGCUAGCAGCAGGGAGUCCACAGCCAAGCAGCCGCGUGUGGUCGUUGACCCAGACACCAUGCAAUCAGAUGACAAGGAGAUUGUGAACAAAUUUAGUCCGCUUGUGAUCCAGUUGAAGGUCUUGGAUCCACCCAGUCACGACGAGGCAGGGUUCACCAAAUGGUCAAAGGAAAGGGUGCAGGCGCUGCAGGAUUUGAGGAAUCAGAUCUAUACAAAGUACAAGUCCUUGAAGCGUCGCAAAGAUACAUCCGUUGAGCUUACCUCUUCACUUGAAGCGACGCUCGAUGACCUCGCAAGCCUUUCAGAGCUUCUUCGCAAGCUUGCUGCGGGCAAUCCAGAGGGCAAGCACAUGUACGAAAAGCUGGAGCAAAUGGACGACGUCCAAGCAUGCCCUGCAAUUUGGUUGAGAGCUGUCAGGGCAGCCGCUUUCGAAGACCUCAAGUUCAUGCACUUUCAGCAGUUCUUCGUGCAGACCCACAGCCUUUGCAAGAAGCAUGAUAACCAGGAGCCAGGUUUCUUCCCGAUGCUUGCGUCUCAGCUCCUCCAGCGGCUUGUCAAGGCGCUCCAGCUGCCGAAAGGCGGUGUUGUCGUAGCGGAGACCGUUGGGAACAUUAAGAAUUUUGUUGAUGUGAUGGUUGACGAAAGCCACAUCCACAAGACACAGCCCGACGACAUCCCCUUGGACAAGCAUACGGAGGUGAUGUUGAGCCUGAAGUCAAUUCUGGAUUUCAGCUCGCCGCCCAAAGUUGUGUUGAACUCAUUGCAGAUAAUCAAGUCGAGCUCACAACAUUGGGCUGCCAUGGUGUUUGUUCUGCCACAGGGCAAGAAGAUCAUUGAGGCAGCGUCGUUGAACGCAACGAACAAGGAAAGCCUGGAAGGUGUCCUUGGUGUGCUGAAGAAUGCCGACUCGUUCUUGCAUAAAUCAGGCUUGUGCACCAUCAACGCUGCCUUCAGCGUCGGCUUGAAAUCUUGCUUUGAUGGAGAUCAUGGUGAUCAGAUGUCGGCUUUGCUUUCAGACCUCUCGGCCAAGGAGUUCAAGGUCUUGAAGGGGGCAGACAAGGAUAAGCUGAGUCGUGUCCAGGCGCUCAGCCACCGUGCCGUAGAAGCCAUUGUGUUUGCGGCAGUGCAGCAUGAUGUCAUCCCUUACAUGAGGACCUUGCUCUCUGGGAUUUCCAACGGCGAUGCCAUUGAUACUGGUAUCAUGAUGCUCAAUUCGGAAUCGGCUUUGCUUCACCUGAGCGACAAAUGUGGGCAUGGGCAGGAAGUUCUUCUUGAGCGUUUCAAGGACCUGAGUGACUUCGCAAACUCCAUGGUUGCAAAGCUUUGUGGGUCCGCGCCGGAGCUUCUCAGCGAUCGUGAUGUUCGCUCCUUGCACUUCACAUGGGGAAUCAAAGCAACCCUUUGCGCCGAUGCGCUUGGGACUUGCGCGUCGAAAGCCCAGGAAGCUUGCCCGGAUGCAACUCAAAACGUGCAGGAGCUUCUGUGUCAGUUCCAAACCACGACAAAAGAAGUUGACGAAGCCAUCAAGGCAUGCCUGAAGAACCACUUGACGGACAAAUCCCACGCCGGUGUUCAGGAGUGCUUUGCAGCCUUGAUGAAAGUGGUUCGCUCGAAUGGGGCGGAUGUCAGCGACGAUGCAGUCCAGGACUUCCGGAGCAAAAGUGAGAGUGCAGGGUUGGUGUCCACAGUUUUGGGGGAAGAAGAGGGUGCGAUUGUUCGAACAGCCAUUGAGGCAGCGUCGCUGCUCUUCAGUUGUGCAGUGGAGUACGGCGUGCAUGUCGCAGAUGUAGCAGCGAGCACCAGUGGCCAUGUUCAGACGCUGGAGUUCAUCAAGCACGAGCUCAAGCUCUCACAGGUUGAUUGUGUGGGCGCAGUGCAAUCGCUCCGGGCAAAGGUUCAAGUUGUUGAUGACGGCGAUGUGUCAUGCAUGCAGUCCUUGAUGGAUGCAAUGAGGAAGGUCCGCGAGACCGAGUAUGGGCAGAUUGUUCAUGAGUGUCAUGCUGAUUUGAACUCGGCUUUCGUUGAGGAUGCCGUGGUGGAGAUUCCGGAGGACCUCGCUAAAAUCGACACGUACGAGGGCAUCACCAAAGCCUUUGAUCAAGUGCGGCAGCAUUUCAGUGUUGCGGCAACGAAGGACAUCUCGCAGAAAGCUGAGGUGCUUGAAAAUUGCAUUCGGAACGCCAAGAAGGUUGCCGAGAUCAUGGAUGUCCCGGUUGAGAACGUAGUCAACUUGGCCAAGUACGAGGCAUCUUACAGAUCCAUGAUCAGAUGGUUGGUCACGGGGAAUGUCUUCGUCUGCUUGCAGAGCAAGGCUGUGACCAGGGCGUGGCAGUCAGGGACAAAGAUUCAGCAGAAGGCCCUUUCUGCGCUGCAGAGUGCUGUCAAGACUGCUUCUGACUAUGACACGGAACUCCCAGCAGGCAUCCAGGCUGUUGUGACCAAGGUCACGCAGAUGAACGAAGUUGUGAAGCCGGCCAUGUGA